Gossypium raimondii (Peruvian cotton) is the source of this 1636-nucleotide messenger RNA. RefSeq lists its product as uncharacterized. The coding region runs from base 41 to 1327 and encodes 428 amino acids. NCBI's taxonomy places the organism in Eukaryota, Viridiplantae, Streptophyta, Magnoliopsida, Malvales, Malvaceae. The record is from RefSeq and is a predicted model, not a curated record. The transcript has 13 exons.
GCAGCUAAUCAACCAACCCAUUUUCAUUUUCUCUACAGUUAUGGCUCCAUCUUUGCUUCACUUUAAGACUGCAGCAGCUGUUGCUGUGGCCUCUGCAAAAGCUGCUGAAAAUGACAACGUAAGUAGAGUUCAACUCCCGGACAAGACAAGGAACUCUCGGGUCCUUGUCCUGGGUGGAACUGGUCGGGUUGGAGGAUCUACUGCCACUGCUCUUUCCAAGCUUUGCCCGGAUCUUCGUAUUGUCGUCGGUGGUAGGAAUAGGGAAAAAGGUGCUGCCAUGGUGGCUACGCUAGGAAAGAAUUCCGAGUUUGCAGAAGUCAACAUUAACAACAAAGAUUCAUUGGAAGCAGCUUUGAGUGAUGUGGAUCUUGUAGUUCAUGCUGCAGGACCUUUUCAACAGUCACAGAAGUGUACUGUCUUGGAAGCAGCCAUAGAGACCCAGACUGCAUAUCUGGACGUUUGCGAUGAUACAAACUAUGCGUUCCGUGCAAAAUCGUUCAAGGAUAGAGCAGUUGAUGCAAAUAUUUCAGCCAUAACUACUGGAGGAAUCUAUCCUGGAGUGAGCAAUGUGAUGGCAGCGGAGCUUGUUCAUGCUGCAAGAAGCGAAAGCAAGACAGAACCAGAGAGGUUAAGGUUCUCCUACUACACGGCAGGCAGUGGCGGUGCUGGGCCAACUAUAUUAGCCACUAGUUUUUUACUGCUUGGCGAGGAAGUUGUUGCAUAUAAUAAAGGACAAAAAAUCAAAUUAAAGCCCUUUACCGGAAUGCUCAAUGUAGACUUCGGAAAAGGCAUUGGAAAGAGAGAUGUUUAUUUGUUGAACUUACCUGAGGUACGGAGUGCUCAUGAGAUCUUAGAAGUACCAACUGUCAGUGCUCGAUUUGGAACUGCACCUUUCUUCUGGAAUUGGGGAAUGGAAGCCAUGACAAAUCUUCUUCCUGCGGAAUUUCUGAGAGACAGAAGCAAAGUCCAACAGUUGGUUGAAUGGUUUGAUCCACUAGUCCGAGCAGUUGACGGAAUUGCCGGUGAGCGAGUUUCAAUGAGGGUUGAUCUGGAAUGCACAAAUGGACGGAGUACACUUGCUUUGUUUAGUCACAGGAGACUAUCUGUGGCAGUGGGAAACGCCACAGCUGCUUUUGCAGUAGCAAUUCUUGAGGGAAGCACCCAACCUGGUGUUUGGUUCCCAGAAGAGCCUGAAGGAAUUGCAGUUGAGGCUAGAGAAGAACUGCUCAAGCGAGCUGCAGAAGGAGCAAUAGCAUUUGUGAUGAAUAAGCCACCCUGGAUGGUUGAAACAGACCCAAAAGAGCUUGGAUUAGGAAUAUAUGUAUGAGAAUGCUCGGAACUUAGUCGCGUGCGAGCCUGCCUUUUUUGUGGUGAAUUUUUGGUAUGGAUGAAUUGUUGAUCCUUGUGACUAAGGUCAUGUCAGAUGCUGGAAAUUACAUAUGAUUUGAGGGACUUGAGCUUGCAGUCUUCGAUUCUAGGUUGAAUCGAACCCAUCUGAAAAUCUUAACCCUACUGUAAUUUUUGUUGUUAAAAAUGUUGAGGAUGUUCUUUGGAAUACAGCUGAGGUGAUGAAAAAAUGUACCCAGUAUCAUCUAUUUCUUGAUUCAUUAAAAGAAAUUUUAUGUUUUCUAUUUCA